Ruditapes philippinarum (Manila clam) is the source of this 703-nucleotide messenger RNA. Its product is annotated as perlucin-like protein. The coding region runs from base 85 to 420 and encodes 111 amino acids. Gene Ontology annotation, molecular function: pattern recognition receptor activity; (1->3)-beta-D-glucan binding. NCBI's taxonomy places the organism in Eukaryota, Metazoa, Mollusca, Bivalvia, Venerida, Veneridae. Gene Ontology annotation, cellular component: cell surface. The record is from RefSeq and is a predicted model, not a curated record. The transcript is spliced from 5 exons. Gene Ontology annotation, biological process: detection of fungus; phagocytosis, recognition; positive regulation of wound healing.
AUAAGAUUUGACCGUCUUUUGAACUUACUUAAUUAAAUCAAACUUUUAUACCAUGUGAACUGCCAGAGUUUGUACAUUAUAAACAUGGAGUACGAAACAUUGUUAAUCCUCAUUGUUAUAGGCGUAAAUGCUAUGGGAAAUGCGGAAGGCGGCUGUCCAACAGGUUUUGUGACUCAUGGUGCCUCCUGUUACCACUUUAGUCACGACACAGAGUCUUGGAUAGGUGCAAUGAACACCUGCAGAGAACUAGAUAGUCAUCUCGUCGAGAUCAAUGACGAAAGUGAAAAUAAAUUCCUAGAAUUAAGUGCCAAACUUCUGAAAACGGUGUACUGGAUUGCUCUAUCAGAUAUUCGCGAAGAAGGAACCUGGGUCUGGAUGAACAGCCAUGAGACUUUAACAUCCACAUCAUUUACUGAUUAGAGUCCAGGACAACCAAAUAAUGCCAACUCGGACGAGAACUGUGCCUGUCUACGUAAUCAUGCGGGAACUUGGGAAUGGUUUGACUACUCAUGUCAUAGCAACAUUCACUAUAUAUGUGAAAAACCGGAGGCAUCCAUAGACGUGAUUGGCUAGAACCAACUGUUACAGUAGAUGAUUUAUCUUAAUAAUUAAAGUCAAAAGAUAUUUACAGUCUAUGCAUUUUUAGGCAUAUACUCAAGACUUUCUAAAACUUAAUUUUAAAUUUUAAAGUAAUGUAAAACUG